GCGUGCGCUCUAACCCAACCGAGCACGACGCCCGCACGGCACCGAACGUGCGUACCCCCCAAACGACACCAAGGGAAACCAAACAAAAUACCGCGUCCGCGUGCUCCGCCCUUCCCAUCCGCUCCCUCCUCGUCCUCCUCCUCCGCCGCCGCCGCCCCGUGCAGCACCCCGCCGGCCCGGAAGCAGGGAAGGGGGGGCCGAGACCCGUCAGCGUCUCGCGCUGCGCAGAGUGCGCUUGCAGCGCCCGUCGGAGGGGGAUGGCGUACCGCGCGGAAGACGACUACGACUACCUAUUCAAGGUGGUGCUCAUCGGGGACUCGGGCGUCGGCAAGUCGAACCUGCUCUCGCGAUUCGCGCGCAACGAGUUCAGCCUCGAGUCCAAGUCCACCAUCGGGGUCGAGUUCGCCACCCGCAGCAUCCACGUCGACGACAAGGUCGUCAAGGCCCAGAUCUGGGACACCGCCGGCCAGGAAAGGUACCGAGCCAUCACAAGCGCAUACUAUCGUGGAGCAGUAGGGGCACUCGUUGUGUAUGAUGUCACACGGCAUGUCACCUUCGAGAACGUGGAGAGGUGGAUGAGGGAGCUCAAGGAUCACACGGACGCCAACAUCGUGAUCAUGCUCGUCGGGAACAAGGCGGACCUGCGCCACCUCAGGGCCGUCCCAACCGAGGAUGCGAAAGCGUUCGCCGAGAGAGAGAAAGCCUUCUUCAUGGAGACGUCGGCCCUGGAGGCGAUGAACGUGGAGGGCGCUUUCACUGAAGUGCUCACCCAGAUCUACCACGUCGUGAGCAAGAAAGCCCUCGACAUUGGCGACGAUCCCGCGGCGCCUCCGAAGGGGCAGACCAUCAACGUUGGCGGCAAGGAUGAUGUCUCUGCGGUGAAGAAAUCUGCCUGCUGUUCGUCUUAGCUUUGAAUGCUAGAAUAUGCACUUGAGGUUGCUGAUACUUUUUGCAUCAGAGGACACAGGAUGUUAUUGCAAUCAUGGUCCUCAUCUGUAUUCAUGUGUUACCAAGUGUCUCGUGUUCAUUUUGCCAUUUGAUACAUUAAUUAAUUCAUUCAGGACUUCAGCUUGAUGGUAUAGUUUAGGGAUAUGAAAAAGUGUGCGGCUAUCAGAUUUUCACACAGCCCUUUUCUGCCUUUUGCUUUCA
This is a messenger RNA of Phragmites australis (common reed), 1149 nucleotides long. Its product is annotated as ras-related protein RABA1f-like. The transcript has 2 exons. The coding region runs from base 258 to 908 and encodes 216 amino acids. Lineage: Eukaryota; Viridiplantae; Streptophyta; Magnoliopsida; Poales; Poaceae. Gene Ontology annotation, cellular component: endosome. Gene Ontology annotation, molecular function: GTPase activity; GTP binding. The record is from RefSeq and is a predicted model, not a curated record.